This is a messenger RNA of Ricinus communis (castor bean), 726 nucleotides long. RefSeq lists its product as uncharacterized. The record is from RefSeq and is a predicted model, not a curated record. The transcript has 2 exons. Lineage: Eukaryota; Viridiplantae; Streptophyta; Magnoliopsida; Malpighiales; Euphorbiaceae. Bases 236 to 538 code for a protein of 100 amino acids.
UAUGGGCCCUCCUUAUCUUUCGCUCCUGACAAGGAAGCUGAUGAUUGGCCAUUCUUCUAGGAACCCAUUUACACGCACAGCUCUGCUCGUGUCAUAGACGCUCCUCUUCUUUUAUGUUCCCAGGAUUCACAUAGAAUACAACCUUGCCAUCACCAAAGUUCCAAUCUUUAAGGUCUAUUUCUUGGAUUUCAGUCUCUUACCUAGAUAGCUGAUCUGGAGGUAGUCAAGGACCAAUAUGAGCCUAGCAUGUCUUGUGUGCCAUAGCGAAAGUCCAUCACACUCUUUUAGAAGCUACUCAGUCUCAAGUUCAGACAGUGAUGGAAGAUGCUCUACCAUUGGAAACUGCUUAACCAGAAAGUUAUCUCUUCCUCCUCCAAGAGGAAACUCUUCUACUGCAUCAACAUCCAAAGUGGCCCCACAACCAAAUAAUCCAAGUCAUAAUGAAAUGACCGGAACCCCACGACUAGUCCGGAGCCAUGCUGUGAGAAGAGAUCUUGUUAGAGACUGGAACUUUGAAGGGGUGAUGAUGGUGCUUUAGAUCCUUUGAGAAGUGAUGCAUUAUCCACUAGAGUGAUAGAAUUAGAUCUUUAAGUUGUCAUCUUUUCUCAUAUAAUUUAUAUUAUGGGUGCAAUUGAACCUACUUUUCCACUUUGAAGAGUUUGAGAAUUUGCACUCACUAAUUUUAGGAAAUUCAAUAAGAAGGUACAUAUUUCUUCUCUUCUUGUA